Molecule: messenger RNA, 777 nt
Organism: Meloidogyne enterolobii
Lineage: Eukaryota; Metazoa; Nematoda; Chromadorea; Rhabditida; Meloidogynidae
Source: the annotation of a GenBank genome assembly
AUGCCUAAAAUUAUUAAUAAUAAUUAUUUUAUUUUUCCUUCUUUCCUUCCAUUUAUUUUAUUUUUAACAACAAUAUCCUCAUUAUUAUUCUUCCCUUUAUUGCCAGUUAAUGGAUUUGAAGCUAUUCCUUUUCUACAAAUUGAUUAUAAUUUUUAUAUUCGUUUGGCACAAUGUGAGGCUAAAUGUUCGGAAAAAUUUUCUUCAUUAAAUAAAAGAAUUAUUAUUACUCCAACCGACAGUCAGUCAAUAACUGAUAAACAAUUUAAUCGACAAAUGGCAAUUGGAUCGUCUUUAAUGCUUGAAAAUAUUUGCAAACAAGGUUGUCUUGAUUCUGAUUCACCUCCCCCUCCUCCUCCACCCCCUCCUCCACCUUCUCAAUCUCCAUCAACUUUCCAACAAUUAGAUACUCAACCAACAAAUGCCUUUGUUUUAGGCCAACAAUUUUUUAAACAAUCUUCAAAUAAAAAUCCUCCUCCUCCUCCUUUCUUUUCUUCUUCUUUCGGAGGAAUUAUUAGACCUUUAUGUGUUCAAAAAAUGUCUUCUUCUUCAAUUCCUUCCUCUCAAAAUACUUUUUCUCUUCAUCAAGAAAAAUUUGAAACUUUUUUAAUUUAUGAAGAAUUAAAUGAAAAAAUUAAAAAAGAAAAUUUACGUUUUGUGGUUUGUUGGAGAAGUAGAAAGGUUUUAAUUAAAGAGGAGGGACAAAGGGAGGAAGAGCCUCAAUGGAUUACUGCAUCUGUGAGUUUUGGAAAAUUUGAGGCUAUAAUGAAUUUUGGCUAG